GGAAGACUGCACAAGAUCAUCCACUGCAGCAGCCCACCUCUCUCCACAAUCGCCUGUGGUUUACAGCUUUUGGUUUUCACAGCACUCGUCUGUGUGAGCUGCGAAGCACACAGUGCUGCAGAGACAACGUGCACAGAGAUUACAGUAAAUACAAGCUAUAACUGCGAAGGUUUAGGACUGAGGGAGAUUCCUGCAAAACUACCUGUCACAACCAAAAUCCUUGACUUCAGCUUCAAUGUGCUCCCUUCCCUCCUGAAUUCAACCUUCUCUGAGCUGAAGUCUCUUCUCUACUUGGACUUAACAAGGUGUCAAAUCAGCUGGGUGUAUGACGGUGCCUUUCACAGCAACAGGCAGCUAAAGACAAUUGUGCUGACAGGAAACCUGCUCUUGUUUCUGUCUGACACAGCAUUCAUUGGCCCACUCCUGGAGCAGCUUGUCUUAACACAAACGGGAAUAAGCAGCAUGUCCUUUAUUCCAAUGACAAAUCUGGAUAGCUUAGAUACCCUCAUCUUGGGCAGAAACCACAUCUCUUCAUUGCAGCUUCCUCCCAACUUUCCCACUCGGAUUGACUUUCAAAUGAACAACAUACGAGCAAUCACAGCAGAAGAUGUCUGUGUUCUGCACAAGAUCAGCAAUAUAACUCUCAUCUUUAAAGGCAAUGACAUUACAUACAUUGAACCUGGAGCUUUCCACUCCCAUUACUACAGUUUGGACUUUGGGGGCUGCACUGACAUCCCUGGGAUCCUGGCAGGUAUACAGAACUCCACAGCCCAGACACUUUGGCUGGGAACAUUCCGCAGUGUGAAAAAGGAGUCCCAUGUAAGCCCAGAUGUUUUACAAGGCCUCUGUAAUGUCUCUGUUAACGAUCUCUAUCUGCCAUUACGGCACUUCAGAAAUCUAAAUGCUGACACAUUUCAGUGCUUAACCAGGCUCCGAAAGCUAGACCUAACCGAAACUCACAUCUAUGCACUGCCCCCUGGCAUCAGUGGCAUGAGCUUGCUAGAGGAGAUAAUUCUCAACACAAACUCCUUUGAGCACCUCUGCAACAUCAGCUCUGCUGCCUUCCCCUCCCUCACCCACCUCCUCAUCCAGGGUAACUCACAGGUCCUGCAGCUGGGCUCUGGCUUUCUGGAGAAACUGGCAAAGCUUCAACAUCUCGAUUUAAGUCAGAGUCGUAUUGAGAGCUCUGACUGCUGUAGAGAUGCACUGAGCGGUUUGAGCAGUCUUCGUCACCUGAAUCUGAGCCACAACAUACAGCUCCAUCUCCAGGAUGUGCUCAUUAAGGAUAGUGCUAACCUGGAGGUGCUGGACCUAGCCUUCACUCCUCUUCAUGUCAACACUUCCCAGGGUCCUUUCCGAAAUUUGCAUCUCUUGCAAGUGCUGAAUCUUUCCUCUUCCAGCAUUAAUACUAGCACUCAUCAUCUCUUUCAAGGCUUGGAAAACCUCAUGUUCUUGGACCUUAGUCAAAAUAACUUUGAGUUGGGGAUCAUGCCAGAGGACAAACUGUUCCAACAGCUAUCCAAUUUAGAGGUGCUAAUAUUAUCAUCCUGUGAACUGACAGCAAUAGGCAACCAAGCAUUUCACAGCCUCAAGAAGUUACAGCGUGUCGAUCUGAGCCACAACAAACUUACUGCAUUCAGCACAGAUGCAUUUUCCAGUCUCAAGAGCAUCUAUCUCAGUUUUGCCCAUAAUGGGAUCCAUAUUGUACCAGGUGACCAGCUGGUGUCCCUAGCUGGCCACUGUGUAAUCAAUUUAAGUUACAACCCUUUGGACUGCACCUGCUCCAAUAUUGGUUUGAUCACCUGGUACAAGCAGAAUCUGGAUAAAAUUGAGGACCCUGAAGGAACAAAGUGCUCUGAUCCCAAGUUGCUAGCUGGGACUCAGCUGGCCAGGAUCUUGCUCUCCUGUGGGACAAACACAGCAGGAACCAUUGCAGUUGUCCUGGUUAUUUUAUCCUGUGGUGCUAUCUUCUUUUGGGAUGCUCGCUAUUUCAAGCAAAAUUACCAGCAAAUAUAA
Acanthisitta chloris (rifleman) is the source of this 2016-nucleotide messenger RNA. It is a transcript of the gene CD180, whose product is annotated as CD180 molecule. NCBI's taxonomy places the organism in Eukaryota, Metazoa, Chordata, Aves, Passeriformes, Acanthisittidae. The record is from RefSeq and is a predicted model, not a curated record. Gene Ontology annotation, biological process: positive regulation of lipopolysaccharide-mediated signaling pathway; cellular response to lipopolysaccharide; B cell proliferation involved in immune response. Gene Ontology annotation, molecular function: protein binding. Gene Ontology annotation, cellular component: extracellular matrix.